GGCGGUAUGCGCCUUUAAAUUGCUCUAUAACGCGCCAUUAAAAGCGACGUCAUCAAAGUCCGACAGCGUCUCACGAGAUGUGGUUCUACUUGAAGUUGAUAAGGAUGCAUCACCUCAUCUUUGAUUAAGUAUUACGAAUGGAAGGAGAAACGCUACCGUUACAGGAGCAGCGUUGUUGUGAUGAUGGGCUGUCCCAAACAAACGAAUCCCUGAUCCCUGAUUUAUAUGACUUUCUGCGUAUCGAUGUGGAGCUCGAACCUGUUGGUAACGACAGAGAGGAAAACGCGUGUUCUAAAAAUGUCAUGCGAAAGCAGCGUAAUUGGGAGAGAAGAGUGGAGGCGAAUAAAAGCAAAAGAAAAGAGGAGAAGCAGAGAAAGAAGCUCAACAGUCGAAAUAAAGAUAUUAAUGGAACGCAGCUUAGCAAGCGUGUCAUGAAAGCGAUUACAAAAGAGAGACUGGAGGAUGCCAGAGAAGCAGGACUGGUUUUGUGCGUGGACCUCAGCAUGACUGAUCACAUGUCACAUAAAGAAAUCAGCCGCCUUGCAGGUCAGAUUAGGCGCCUUUAUGGAUCAAAUAAAAAAGCUUUGCAGCCAUUCCACAUUUUCCUGACAGAAUUGAAGAGGGACAGUCUGCUGUAUAAAGAAUGUGUUAGGAUGAAUGACGGCUUCCUGAAUUAUUUGAUUGAUGUGACAGAUGAGACAUGGUUUCAUCUGUUCCCCUCUGAGGAUGUGAUAUAUUUAACCCCAGACGCAAGUAAAGCAUUAGAACGUGUGGAUGAAGAUAAAGUGUAUAUCCUUGGUGGUUUAGUGGAUGAAAGCAUACAAAAGAAAAUAAGUUACAAAAGAGCGAAAGAGCUUGGAGUCCGCACAAUGAGACUGCCUAUUGAUGAAUACAUGGUGAAGAAAUCCAAUCCCAAAAACUUCUACUCCAAAAUUUUGGCAAUCAACCAAGUGUUUGAAAUCUUGCUGGCUUUUUGUGAGACCAAAGAUUGGACUACAGCUCUUGCUUCUGGUAUCCCACCUGGAAAGGGUUACGUGGUGACUUCACUAAUGUCCUCAGAGGUUGGACAAUGAUUUCCUGCUGCUCUGGAGGGCCAAUCAGGGACAUUCUUUGGUCAGCCAGAGUUUGAGGCCAUGACCGAUGCAAAGUUAAUAUGUUUGCACAUUAUAUUGAUUACAUCCUCACCAUAACCGUAUGACAGUAUGCCUGCCGUGUUUGUCAGGGUAGAGGUGUAUUUUGAACUGUUAAUAUUUGAAAGAUUUUGCUGUAUCUUUUGUGUAUCAUUUUUACUUGAUUCUCAGGAAAAGUUUACAUAACAAAUGUUGAGUUAAUAGAUAUUUUGUGAGCGUUAAAGAAAGCUAUUGAAUCAUGACACUGAUAUUCUAAUGCCUUUUCUUUUUGUCAAAAUACGAACAACGCAGUAAAAGUCAUCACAUUCAUUAAGGGAAAAUUGUCUUUGAUCAAGCAACCCAAUAUUUAAAAGAAUCAUAUGACUUUUGAAAUUGAAUGAUCUUUUUGUCUAUGUUAUUUAUUUUGAAUGAAAACUAUGCAGUUUUGCCUUUUUGCAGACCAGUAUUACAAAAAUGAAGUACAGAGAGAGAAGUUACAGUAAAGACAGUUGUCUAUAAAACAAAUGAAAUCAGAGAACAAGAAAUAUAUUAAAUCUGAAGGAUUUGCAAUAUUCUAUACUACCAAAUUUUCUUUAUAAUAUAUGUAUCAUUGAUAUUAUUUGUAUAAAGUUGUUUUCAGUAGGAUUGUUAUCGGACCAUUACAUUGAUAGUGCUAUUCAGCAUGUUUCAUUUUAUAAUGACAAUAAAAAGCAGGCAUGUGA
Molecule: messenger RNA, 1831 nt
Organism: Triplophysa dalaica
Lineage: Eukaryota; Metazoa; Chordata; Actinopteri; Cypriniformes; Nemacheilidae
Gene: trmt10b
Product: tRNA methyltransferase 10B
Exons: 9
Coding region: 138-1073 (311 amino acids)
Biological process (GO): tRNA N1-guanine methylation
Cellular component (GO): nucleoplasm; nucleus
Molecular function (GO): tRNA binding
Source: RefSeq, a predicted model, not a curated record